GGAAUCCGCCCGCUCAGACGAAAUAUCGCAAUAUCCAGCAACAACUUUCGUCAAUCAAAGGCACAGCAAGGGAAACGGACGACAACCCAACGAGAACGUUGCUGCAGAAGACGACACAGAAGCAGUGCGAGCUGGCUGAUCGAAUCAAGGACGUGUUUGCUGUCUAGCCGGAGCACGUUUGCGUCCACACGUGUCGACGACUUCCCAACACCACACAUACACACAUACACGCAUAUACAAACACACACACAUCAUGUCGGAUCCCAAGCCCACAGAACAACAACAGCCUGCGCCUGCGCCUGCUGAGGAGCAGCCCGCGGCAGCGGAGGGGAAGAAGAUGGAGACCACGCCCGACGAGAAGCCCCGUUUCGAAGUGAAGAAGUGGAAUGCCGUUGCGCUCUGGGGAUGGGACAUGGUGGUCGACAACUGCGCCAUCUGCCGCAACCACAUCAUGGAUCCAUGCAUUGAAUGCCAAGCAAAUCAGGCAUCAACAACCAGCGAUGACUGCACAGCCGCUUGGGGCGUUUGCAACCAUGCUUUCCACUUUCACUGCAUUUCGAGGUGGUUGAAGACUCGCCACGUGUGCCCCCUCGACAACACAGAAUGGGAGUUUCAAAAGUACGGAAGGUAACUGGCAAGCCCCACUUUCAACUCAUUCUCUCUCGCUGGUUGCUCUUUUUUUUUCAACAACGCAUAUCUUGCCGUAUCUGCCGUGCUUCUGCGUUUGGGUGCAAUGUCAUUGCGUGAACAUGCGUGCAUGUGGCCAUGCAAGUGUGUGUGUGUGUGAGUGAAUGCGCGCGUGAAUAUGCUUGUUCCUUGGUUGCAGGUUGUUGUGUGCUUGGCGUGGUGCUGCUUGGUUGGUGUUGAUGUUCUCUUUCCCGUGUUGUUGAGUGUCGUUCUGUGCCCACGUUGUGAUUUGGGGUUCCUUUUCUUCUUCACGAUUACCAAACAGCAAGCGUCAUGU
Molecule: messenger RNA, 964 nt
Organism: Salpingoeca rosetta
Lineage: Eukaryota; Choanoflagellata; Craspedida; Salpingoecidae
Product: ring-box protein 1
Exons: 6
Coding region: 254-631 (125 amino acids)
Biological process (GO): protein ubiquitination; ubiquitin-dependent protein catabolic process
Cellular component (GO): nucleus; cullin-RING ubiquitin ligase complex
Molecular function (GO): cullin family protein binding; zinc ion binding; ubiquitin protein ligase activity
Source: RefSeq, a predicted model, not a curated record